Ipomoea triloba (trilobed morning glory) is the source of this 846-nucleotide messenger RNA. RefSeq lists its product as uncharacterized. The transcript is spliced from 2 exons. Lineage: Eukaryota; Viridiplantae; Streptophyta; Magnoliopsida; Solanales; Convolvulaceae. Bases 1 to 846 code for a protein of 281 amino acids. The record is from RefSeq and is a predicted model, not a curated record. Gene Ontology annotation, molecular function: RNA-DNA hybrid ribonuclease activity; nucleic acid binding.
AUGGAAGGUGAAGACCCCCCUAAGAUGCGUAACUUCAUGUGGCAAGCUUGUUCUCAUUGUCUUCGUACGGCUGAUUUGUUACGAUCUAAAAGAGUGGACUGUGAAACUAAAUGCGUGCUAUGCUCUACAUCUGACAAAUCUAUUAUGCACCUUCUUAUUGAAUGUCCAUUUGCAAAAGCUUGUUGGGGGAUUGCAUGUCUUAAUCUGUUUGACGGAAACUCAUCAUCGUUGCCUGAGUGGGUUGAGCAGAAUACAAAAAAAUUAGGCUGUGAACAGAGAGUUCUGAGGGCAAAGUCACACUUCAUGGAGUGGAAAACAUUAAAUGAAAAGGAAUUGGUGGAUCAAGCGCAUGUGGUCUCCUCUAAAUGGACAAAACCGGAACCAGGUUGGUUAAAAAUCAAUGUUGAUGCACCUUUGGACGUCCGAAAAGGUGGUAUGGGGUUUGGUUGGGUAAUCAGGGAUGCCAAUGGUAUUUUCAAGGCCGCAAGAGCUGUCCCAGUCACCGGUGUGUGUUCACCAACCGAAGCAGAAACAAUGGCCAUCCGCGAGUUGUUAAGUUGGCUAAAAGAUCAAUCUCCCUCGCAUGUUCUUAUUGAAACUGAUGCUCUCAAAGUGGUUCAAGGCCUUAACUCACGCUCCUUUGAUUCUGCUUUUGAUUUGCUUUUAUGUGAUGUUAGAGAUCUUUUACGUAGCUUUUCCAGUACGUUUAUCUCAUUUGUCAAGCGAUCAGCGAAUAGGGCUGCUCACCUCGUAGCUAGAGAAGCUCUUUCUUUGUCUGAUUGUAGGGUAUGGACUGAUCAUCCUCCCUCCUUCCUUUGUAAUGUUCUAUCUUCGGACCUUUGUUAA